Molecule: messenger RNA, 4101 nt
Organism: Colletotrichum orchidophilum
Lineage: Eukaryota; Fungi; Ascomycota; Sordariomycetes; Glomerellales; Glomerellaceae
Product: phospholipid-translocating P-type ATPase
Exons: 3
Coding region: 1-4101 (1366 amino acids)
Biological process (GO): post-Golgi vesicle-mediated transport; phospholipid translocation; intracellular protein transport
Cellular component (GO): plasma membrane
Molecular function (GO): ATP binding; ATP hydrolysis activity; magnesium ion binding
Source: RefSeq, a predicted model, not a curated record
AUGACUGGACGACCGACGGGAGGUCCUCCUGCAGGACCCUCGAAUAACGACCUGCUACUAGAUUUGGACAACGAGCAACCGAUAUACAAUGUAGGACAGCGAUCGAACAUGAACGACGACGACCUAUUACGCUCCUACAAUCACGACCAAGACCAGGCCCAAGGCCGACCCUCCGUUUCGUAUGACGACUUUGUGGGCGGAGGCGGAGGAGGAGGGAAUCACACACAGCAACCCUCAGCAUUGAGGCCGUUACCUGGCGGCCCCCAGUCGCCCGGUAUCCCUGACGGCGCAUCCUCCGGCCCAUACAUGCAAAGACACUACAGCCAAACGUCAGAACUAAACAAUUACCAGCGAUAUGCCGACGACUUUGACGACUACUCGGCCGAAGGCGAAUCAUACUACCAACAAGGCGGCGCCGCGACGAGUACGAACAACGUCGGAGAUCCAUCCGCAAGGUCCAACGCUCGGAACCGUAACAGCGUCCUGAGCUUGGGAGGAGGCUUCUUUGGCCGCAUGAAGAACAAGCUAGGGAUGGGUCAAGGAUACUCGGAGAUGGACUUGCCCUUAACGGAGGCGGGCGGCAACGGACGGGCAGACUCUGGCAUCGAUGCGCAAGCCCAGGGGGGCAAGAAGUUCGACAUGGGAAACUUCAAGUUUGGGUUUGGAGGAAAGAAGCCGGACCCUUCGACACUGGGCCCGAGGUUGAUCCAUCUUAACAACCCGCCCGCUAACGCAGCGAACAAAUACGUCGACAACCACAUCUCGACGGCCAAGUACAAUGUCGCGACCUUCCUCCCAAAGUUUCUCUUCGAGCAGUUCUCAAAGUUCGCCAACAUCUUCUUCCUGUUCACGGCUGCGCUCCAGCAAAUCCCCAACCUCUCGCCUACCAACAGAUAUACCACAAUUAUCCCGCUCUUCAUCGUCAUGAUGGUUUCGGCAGGCAAGGAAUUGGUGGAAGAUUACCGCAGAAAGCAGGCCGACCACCAGUUGAACACGUCCAAGGCCCGUAUCCUACGCGGAACCGCCUUCCAGGAGUCCAAAUGGAUCAACGUUGCGGUUGGAGACAUUAUCCGAGUGGAGUCAGAAGAGCCCUUCCCUGCCGAUCUGGUCUUGCUUGCGAGUUCUGAGCCUGAGGGACUUUGCUACAUCGAGACAGCUAAUCUCGACGGAGAAACAAACUUGAAGAUCAAGCAGGCUUUGCCCGAGACAUGCACGAUGGUCAGCUCUAGCGACCUGAGCCGACUUGGCGGAAGAAUCAAGUCUGAACAGCCCAACAGCAGUCUAUACACAUAUGAGGCCACUCUGACGAUGCAGGCGGGUGGUGGCGAGAAAGAGCUGCCCCUCAACCCUGAGCAGCUUCUCCUUCGAGGUGCCACACUUCGCAAUACGCCCUGGAUCCACGGCGUGGUUGUCUUCACCGGACACGAGACAAAGCUCAUGCGUAAUGCCACGGCCGCACCCAUCAAGCGCACAAAGGUUGAAAAGAAGCUCAAUAUCCUCGUUCUCGUGCUCGUCGGCAUCCUCCUUGUCCUCAGCGUCAUUUGCACAGUAGGUGAUCUUGUUCAGCGCAAGGUCGAGGGUGACGCCCUUUCUUACCUGAUGCUUGACUCAACCGGUUCCGCAAACGAUAUCGUCAAAACCUUUUUCAAGGACAUGGUCACAUACUGGGUUCUGUUCUCCUCCCUUGUGCCAAUUUCGCUUUUCGUCACGCUGGAAAUGGUCAAAUACUGGCACGGAAUUCUCAUCAACGACGAUUUGGACAUCUACUACGACAAAUCCGACACCCCGGCAAACUGCAGAACGUCAAGUUUGGUUGAGGAACUGGGCAUGGUCGAAUAUGUCUUCUCCGACAAGACGGGUACCUUGACCUGCAAUAUGAUGGAGUUCAAGCAGGCCUCGAUUGGCGGAAUUCAAUAUGCCGAGGAUGUGCCGGAAGACCUCAGGGCGACGUUUCAGGAUGGUGUCGAGGUUGGAAUCCACGACUACAAGAGGUUGGCGGAGAACCUCAAGAGCCACGAGACGGCUCCUGUGAUUGACCAUUUCCUGGCUUUGCUGGCUACUUGCCACACUGUCAUCCCCGAGAGAAGCGAUGAAAAGGGCGGCAAAAUCAAGUACCAAGCGGCUUCGCCCGAUGAAGGUGCGCUCGUCGAGGGCGCAGCUGACCUUGGGUACGUCUUCACCGAUCGCAAGCCGAGGUCUGUCUUCAUCGAGGCUGGAGGACGCGAGCUCGAGUAUGAGCUCUUGGCCGUCUGCGAAUUCAACUCUACCCGAAAGCGCAUGUCGACUAUUUACCGAUGCCCCGACGGAAAGGUCCGCGUGUACUGCAAGGGUGCCGAUACCGUCAUCCUCGAGCGCCUUAACGAUCAGAACCCGCACGUGGAAGCUACUCUGCGUCACUUGGAAGAGUACGCGUCUGAAGGUCUACGGACACUUUGCCUCGCGAUGCGUGAGGUUCCCGAGCAGGAGUUCAAGGAAUGGUUCCAGGUCUUUGAAAAGGCCGGUAUGACUGUCGGCGGAAACCGUUCGGAUGAGCUGGACAAGGCGGCAGAACUCAUCGAGCGCGACUUUUACCUUCUCGGAGCGACCGCCAUUGAAGAUCGUCUCCAGGACGGUGUACCCGAGACUAUUCACACGCUCCAGCAGGCCAACAUCAAGGUGUGGGUCCUGACGGGCGAUCGCCAGGAGACCGCAAUGAACAUUGGAAUGAGUUGCAAGCUGCUCAGCGAGGACAUGAUGCUUCUGAUAGUGAACGAAGAAAGUGCCGAGGCAACGCGCGACAACAUCCAGAAGAAGCUCGAAGCGAUUCGCACUCAAGGAGACGGAACGAUCGAAACGGAAACCCUUGCUCUCGUCAUCGACGGCAAGUCUUUGACCUAUGCCUUGGAGAAGGGUCUCGAGAAGCAAUUCCUUGACCUCGCCAUCAUGUGCAAGGCCGUCAUCUGCUGCCGUGUCUCUCCCCUCCAAAAGGCUCUCGUCGUCAAGUUGGUGAAGAAGUAUCAAAAGGAGGCCAUCUCGCUGGCCAUUGGCGACGGCGCCAACGACGUGUCCAUGAUUCAGGCUGCCCAUAUCGGCGUGGGUAUCAGUGGUAUGGAAGGUCUACAGGCCGCCCGGAGCGCCGAUGUGUCCAUUGGCCAGUUCCGGUACCUUAGAAAGCUACUGCUCGUUCACGGCGCCUGGAGCUACCAGCGCGUCGCCAAGACCAUCCUUUUCUCCUUUUACAAGAACAUAACCCUGUACAUGACGCAAUUCUGGUACACUUUCCAAAACGUCUUCUCUGGUGCCGUCAUUUACGAGUCUUGGACACUUUCGUUCUACAAUGUCUUUUACACCGUUUUCCCUCCUCUUGCCCUGGGUAUUCUUGACCAGUUCAUCUCGGCCAGGCUCCUCGACCGCUACCCGCAGCUGUACAACAUGGGCCAGCAAAACCAGUUCUUCAAGAUCAAGGUUUUUGCCGAGUGGGUCGCCAACGCUGUGUACCACUCCAUUAUCCUCUACGUCUUUGGCCAGCUCAUCUGGUACGGCGAUCUCAUACAAGGCGAUGGACAAAUCGCCGGUCACUGGGUCUGGGGCACGGCAAUGUACGCUGCGGUCCUGCUCACCGUCCUCGGCAAGGCGGCUUUGAUCACAAACAACUGGACCAAGUACCACGUCAUGGCCAUUCCCGGCAGUAUGCUUCUCUGGUGGGGCUUCAUCGCCCUGUACGGUACCGUGGCGCCCAUGAUUCCCUUCUCGGCCGAGUACCACGGUGUCAUUCCCAAGCUGUACAGCAGCCCGACCUUUUGGUUGCAGACUUUUGUGCUCUCGAUUAUGUGUCUUUUGCGCGAUUUUGCCUGGAAGUUCGCCAAGCGCAUGUACAUGCCGCAGACAUACCAUCACAUUCAGGAGAUUCAGAAGUACAAUAUCCAAGAUUACAGACCGAGAAUGGAGCAAUUCCAAAAGGCAAUUCGCAAGGUGCGGCAAGUACAGCGCAUGCGCAAGCAGCGCGGCUACGCAUUCUCCCAAGCAGACGAGAGUCAAUCGAGAGUGCUUCAGGCAUACGACACGACGCAGCACCGUGGACGACAUGGCGAGAUGGCCAGUUCGAGACCCCAGGGUAGAUAG